Messenger RNA from Paramecium sonneborni, 3282 nucleotides. The record is from the annotation of a GenBank genome assembly. NCBI's taxonomy places the organism in Eukaryota, Ciliophora, Oligohymenophorea, Peniculida, Parameciidae.
AUGAAUUUUUGCUAGAAUCAUACAACUUGCCCAUUAGCUUUCAUUUGUACGCAGCCCCAUAAUUGCCAUAGAAAGCUUUGCUCAAUAUGUUUAGAGAAACAUGGUUUUGAUGAAAAAUACUAGAUUAAUAUUAAUGAUUUUUCUAAGUUCAUUAAUGAAAAGUUGAACAAAGUCAAACCAAACUAUAAUUAAUAAUAAUAAUAAAUAAAAAAUGCUUUUUCAUAGAUAUUCAACAAAUUUUAAAAGUUGAUAUUGGAAAUGAAGGAAGAUUGUAAAAAUAUACUAGAAAAUUGUUUUAAUCUUAUUAAUAAAGAAGAUUAAAUUUGCUUGAACUUGUAAACCUCGAAUAUUGCUGAUUUAUCUAAUUCUGAUCUUAAUGAAAUAGUAAAUAUACUUGAAGGUGAUGGAUUAGAAAAAUGGUAAAAAUUUACAAGUUCCCUUAUGAUAAAAUUAAAUUAAGCAAUAAAAAAUUUAGAGGAUCAAAUUGAAUAUCUCAAAAUGAAUCAUUAAAAGCAUAAUUAGUAAUUUAUUUCGUAAACAAAGUAAAAGUCAAUUCUUCAUUUUUUUAGACUUCAAGAAAAAUAAUUCUCAGCAAUUUUCAAAAGAUUUGAGGGAUUAUAAAAACAUAAAGGAUUUUUUUGGAAUAAUGGUAGAUAUAUUGGAAUUGAGUUUGAAGUUGGAUUUAAUAAAAACAAAGAAGUAAAAUACAUAAAAGACGGCUAAAUCAUUAGAAUGUAUUUUUGAAUAUAUAUCCAAUAUAGAGAUUAAUUUAUAGAAAUCACAAAACCACCUAUUAUGAUGAAUAAUUAUGAAUAGAUAAAUUAUUUAUAGUGGAUUGGACAAUACGGAUAGAAUAAUUAAAAGAUUGGAAAAUGGAUAAUUACAUGGAAUGGGGAAAUUUUAUUUGAUUUAGGUGGAUAGUACUCUAAUGAUGGCAUAAAAGAAGGGUAAUGGAAAGAAAUAAUUCUUAAUUAUUGGAGGUAGUCUAAAAUUAUUAAUUUUGUUAGUAAAGCCUAAGCAUAUGAAUCAGGAGAAUAUGUAAAUGAUAAAAGAUUUGGAAUUUGGAAAUAUAUUUAUUAAGAAAAAGAAAUGUACUUAUAUUAAUAGAAAAAAUUAGAAUAAUUGGAGUGUAUGAUUAAAAUGGGAUAAAAAAAGGCAAAUGGAUUGAGUUUUCUGAGGGAUUUAGCAACUUUUCAAAAGUUGCUUAUCAUGGCGAAUACAAUUUGAAGGGGUAAAAAAAAGGUAAAUGGGAUACCAUGUAUAGUCAGCAGAGAGAAAAGUAGUAUAUAAAUAUGUAAAUGUAAAAAUAUGUUAGUGGUGGAGGUUCAUAUAAUGAGUAAGAAGAAAGUUCAAUAAAGUUCGGGAAGUGGAUCGAGUUAUCAAAUGGCUUUAGAGAUGCAUCUUAAGUUACUUAUAAUGGAUACUAUAAUAAUAAGGGUAAUAAAAUUGGUGGAUGGAUUAUUGUAUAUAAGGGAUAAUAAAUGUAAGAAUCCAAAAUAUUUUAGAGGUGGCGGAUCAUAUGAUGAAUAGGAAGGGAUUUCAAUGAAAAUUGGAAGAUGGAUUGAAGACUGGGAGGGAUUUUGGGAAUAAAGUUAAGUUACUUUUGAAGGUGAAUAUAACUUGAAUGGUAAUAAAGUUGGUAAAUGGGACAUUAUAUAUAAAAAAGACUAGGAAUCUAAAUAAAUGUAUAAUCAACACUUAUAUUUUAGUGGCGGAGGAUCAUUUGAUGAGUAAGAAGGAACUUCAAAAAAAAUUGGUAUAUGGAGAGAAGUAUGUUGGGGAUUUUAGGAUAUGAGCUAACUCCUUUUUUAUGGUGAAUAUAAUGCAAAUGGCAAUAAAGUAGGUAAGUGGGAAAUGUAAAUGAAAGAAUGUAAAAUGUAAUGUUUUAAUUUAUUAAUUUAUUGUAGAGGGGGAGGAUCGUAUGAGGAAUAAGAAGGAGUUUCAAGAAAAAUAGGAUACUGGAGAGAAUGCAUAGAUGGAUUUAGUGAUGAUGCUUAUGUCACCUAUAAUGGUGAAUAUAAUAAGAAAGGAAUAAAAGUUGGAAAAUGGGAAAUUUUACAUCAGGGAUUACCAAUGUAAAGAUUACUAUUUAUUUAAGUGGUGGUGGACUUUAUUACGAAAUAGAGGGAAUAUAAAAAAAAAUUGGAUAAUGGAUUGAAGAAUGCUCAGGAUUUUGCGGUAGGAACUAAACCACUUAUAGUGGUGAGUAUAAUAUGAUUGGCUAAAAAGUUGGAAGAUGGGAUGUUUUAUUUAGGAGAUCAAAAAUGUAAAGUUUAAAAUUAUGAUAGUGGUGGUGGAUUAUAUAAUUUCUAAGAAGGAGAUUCAAAAAAGGUUGGAUAAUGGAUAGAGGAUUUAGAAAGUUUUAAUGAUUCCAAAUAAGUCACUUUUGAAGGUGAAUAUAAUAUAAAUGGUCAUAAAAUUGGUAGAUGGAAUUUCGUAUAUCGAGGAAAUAAAAUGUAAAGAAUCUAGUUAUUUUAGCGGAGGUGGAUCUUAUGAGGAAUAAUAAGGAGCUUUUAGAAAGAUUGGAUAGUGGACUGAGUUAUCGGAUGGUUUCAAGGAUACAUUACAAGUCACUUAUACUGGUGAAUAUAAUCUGAUUAGUAAGAAAAUUGGUAGAUGGGAUACCUUUUACAAAGAGGACAAAGAUUAUAAAUAAAUGUAAAAGUUGUAUAAAUUUUAGUGGCGGUGGAACAUAUGAAGUUUGUGACGGAUUAUCAAGAAAGAUUGGCCAGUGGAUUGAAUUAAGCGACAUGUUUCAGAGUGCAUCCUAAAUUACUUAUAAAGGUGAGUAUAAUCAAAAUUGCAAUAAAGUUGAUAGAUGGGAUAUUUUAUUUAAGGGAAUAUAAAUGUAAAAAUAUAAGUUUAAUGUAGUGGUGGUGGAUCUUAUAAUGAAUAAAAUGGGGUUUCUGAAAAGGUUGGGAGCUGGAUUGACAUAAGUGAAGGGUUUUGGAAUGGGUCUCAAAUUACAUAUGUGGGUGAAUAUAAUAUGAAUGGAAAUAAAAUUGGUAGAUGGGAUACAUGGUUUUAGAAGAAUUUUGGAAGCAAAAAAAAUGAAUAAAUGUAACUUUUAAUAUUCAUUAUAGUGGCGGAGGAUCAUAUGAUGAGUAAAAUGGACAUUCAGUGAAAGUUGGUAAAUGGGUUGAGUUAUAAAAUGGAUUUGAUAAAAAUGAUUAAAUAACUUUUACAGGAGAAUAUAAUGGAUAAGGAAAAAAAAUAGGUAUAUGGAUUUAGAUGGAUUUAAAGGAGAAUAAGAAAGUGAAAUAAAUGAAUUAUGAUCAUUGA